Messenger RNA from Alexandromys fortis (reed vole), 4928 nucleotides. RefSeq names its product solute carrier family 6 member 20 (gene Slc6a20). Gene Ontology annotation, biological process: sodium ion transmembrane transport. Gene Ontology annotation, cellular component: plasma membrane. Gene Ontology annotation, molecular function: L-proline transmembrane transporter activity. The transcript has 11 exons. The record is from RefSeq and is a predicted model, not a curated record. The coding region runs from base 33 to 1925 and encodes 630 amino acids. NCBI's taxonomy places the organism in Eukaryota, Metazoa, Chordata, Mammalia, Rodentia, Cricetidae.
UGCCCGUUCUACGCUGAGAGUUGCCUCAGAAGAUGAAAUCACCUUCAGCACAUGUGGAUGAGGAGCUGCAGCCCUGGGGAGGCCCUGAAUGCCCUGGUCAGCUCCCAGGAAAACUGGGGUCAUCAGAGUAUGCCCAGUCUGGGGUUGUGGAGAAGGGGCGGCCAAAGUGGGGCAACCCCCUGCAGUUCUUACUUGUCUGUGUCUCCUAUGCUGUGGGCCUGGGCAAUGUAUGGCGCUUCCCCUACCUGUGCCAGAUGUACGGUGGAGGGAGUUUCCUGGUCCCCUACAUCAUCAUGCUCAUCGUAGAGGGGAUGCCGCUCUUGUACCUGGAGCUGGCUGUGGGGCAGCGCAUGCGGCAGGGCAGCAUCGGUGCCUGGAGGACCAUCAGCCCCUACCUCAGUGGUGUCGGCAUUGCUAGCUUGGUGGUCUCCUUCUUGGUCUCUGUGUAUUACAAUGUCAUCAACACCUGGACUGUCUGGUACCUCUUCCACUCCUUCCAGGAUCCCCUGCCGUGGUCUGUCUGCCCACUGAAUGGUAACCGCACGGGCUAUGAUGAGGAGUGUGAAAAGGCCACGUCAACUCAGUACUUCUGGUACAGGAAAACACUCAACAUUUCGCCGUCCAUCCAGGAGAAUGGAGGAGUGCAGUGGGAGCCAGCACUGUGCCUCACCCUGGCCUGGCUGAUGGUGUAUCUGUGCAUCCUGAGAGGCACCGAGUCAACUGGCAAGGUGGUCUAUUUCACUUCAUCAAUGCCCUACUUUGUGCUCAUCAUAUACCUGAUUCAGGGCCUCACACUCCAUGGAGCCACCAAUGGCCUGAUAUACAUGUUCAUGCCCAAGAUGGAACAGCUAAUCAACCCCAAGACCUGGAUCAAUGCAGCCACACAGAUCUUCUUCUCACUGGGCUUAGGGAGUGGUGGCCUGAUUGCCUUUGCCAGCUACAGUGACCCCUCCACCAACUGCCAGAAGCAUGCCGUCAUUGUGUCCAUCGUCACUAGUACCACCGCCAUAUUCGCCAGCAUUGUCACCUUCUCCAUCUAUGGCUUCAAGGCCACCUUCAACUAUGAAAACUGCUUAAACAAGGUGAUUCUGCUGCUGACCAAUUCUUUUGACCUUGAAGAUGGCUUUCUGACAGCCAGCAACCUGGAGGAGGUAAAGGACUACCUGGCAUCUACCUACCCAAGCAAGUACAGCAGCGUGUUCCUGCACAUUAGGAACUGCAGCUUGGAAUCAGAGCUGAACACGGCUGUCCAGGGCACAGGCCUGGCCUUCAUCGUCUUCACUGAGGCUAUUAAAUACAUGGACGUGCCCCAGCUGUGGUCAGUGCUCUACUUCUUCAUGCUGCUGGUGCUGGGUAUGGGAAGCAUGCUUGGAAACACAGUGGCCAUCCUCACCCCUCUGACGGACAUCAAGGUCAUCUCCAGCUACCUGCCCAGGGAGGCCAUUUCAGGUCUGGUGUGCCUCAUCAACUGUACCAUUGGUAUGGUGUUCACCAUGGAGUCCGGGAACUACUGGUUUGGCAUAUUCAAUGACUAUGCAGCCACCCUGUCCCUGCUGCUCAUUGUGCUGGUGGAGACCAUAGCUGUGUGCUACAUAUAUGGGCUGAAGAGAUUUGAAAGUGACCUUGAGGCCAUGACUGGCCGCUCCCUCAACUGGUACUGGAAGGCCAUGUGGGCAUUUGUGAGUCCACUACUCAUCAUCGGCCUCUUUAUCUUCUACCUGAGUGACUAUAUCAUUACAGGAACGCUACAGUACCAAGCCUGGGAUGCCACUCAGGGUCACGUGGUUACCAAGAACUACCCCACAUAUGCACUUGCCAUCAUUGGGCUUCUGGUAGCCUCCUCUACCAUGUGCAUCCCUCUGGUAGCCCUGGGGACUUUCGUCACACGCCACUUCAAGAGCAGAGCAAACUUUCCUAUGGCCUGAAGCGGACCUCUCAUGGACUUACUAUGAGCACUUGCUGUUCUACGGCUCCUUCCUAAGGUAGAUGUUCCUCAGUUACUUUACUUUUCUGCUUCCUGAAUCUGUAAAGAAAAUUUAAUUCUCUGUAUCAUGCUGACAGAAACCUAACUUUGGCCAUAAAUACUACAGAGUUUUUAAUCUUCCAUAAUGUAUACUUUUGUUGCCAGAACUUAUACCCUUUUGUGUUACAUAUUCAACUCAUAUACUUUUCAUCAUUUCGACCUUUAGCUUUCGUUCUAGAAAUAUCAAAUGUUUACAUGCCACCAUUACAGUAACGAGACACUGGCUUACAAAUUUACCUCUAUCAUUUGCUUUCCUGUUGUUGUGAUGGAGUCUUGGUAUUUAUGGACCCCAGGUUUGGUCUGCACCUGUUCAUCUUAGGCUAGACUAGAAUCUGUGAUCCUCCAGCCACAGCUUCACCAUGCUGACAUAAAAGCAUGGGGAAGGGAAUGAGGGGACAGUUCCCUGGAGGCUCGGCCUGCCCUCAGGAUGGCAGAGGGGAGUACGAAUGAGUCUCAAGUAGCAGUCAACGCUACACUGGGUUGAAACAGUCCUGACUUCACCCUGUCCAGUGCUUGGAUUACAGACACCUGCCCUUUCAGUAUUUCCUCUGCUUUCUCUUAUUGAGGAAAGUGUUUUGUUUCAUCACUGAAGUGUAACUUUGCUGGAUGUGGUGUUCUGGACUGGCAGAUUUCUUUUUAGCAGUUUGAAUGUAUUGAUAAAUCCAUUUAGUUUAGUCUAACGGUUAUCACCUUACAUGCGACUUGACUCUUGCUCCUUGGUGGUAGAAGAGGAGGAAAAUGAGCUGUAGAUGAAACAAUUCAAAAAGUAGAGGAUGCCAAUCUAGAAAGCACAGUGUGUGACACAAUAAAACCACAUGAGAUUUUUUCCCGUCAGUGGGCACUAGCUGACACGGAUUCCAGAUAGAACCACUGAUCAUGAAGACUGAGUUUAAAGGAUCCAUAAAUACACAUAAGCAAAAUUUAUAAAUUUAAAGCAACCAACAACAACAAAAAGGUGAAAGAAAAAUCAGGUAUGCUGGAACAAGCUUUAUAUUCCAGCACUUAGGAGGCAAGAGGAUCUUAGGUUUGGAGACAAUCUGGGCUGUAUAGUGAGACACUGUCUUCAACGAGAACUAUAUAAAUAGGAGAGAGGGGUGGAGCAAUGGCUCAAUGAGUCACAACACUUGCUGUGCAAGCAUGAGGAGCAGACACUGGAUCCCAAUGAGACCCUGUCUCAGGGGAAGAAAGCAGGUGAUAGCAGGUACCUCACACCCUUCUCUGGCCUCCAGCUGUACACACAUAAGGUCCAUGCACAUAUAUACACAAUCACACACAAAAGGAAGCUAGAGCUGGACAGAUGACUUGGUGGGUAACGGUAAUGGCUCUUCCUGCAAUGGAUAGGUUCAGUUCCCAGUACCCACCGCUGUCUAACUCAAGGUACUCCGACACAUUCUUUUAGCCUCCAGGCACUUGGCAGGCAUAUGAAGCUCAUACAUGCAGGCAACACACGAUAAAUAUAUAUCUGGGGGUGGGUGCACUAUUGCUCAUCUCAGUGAGAAGGCCAUGCAGACCAAGGCCAACAGCACAUGGCAAGCAAAAACAACCUUUUUAACCAGUCUCUCGCUUACCUGCCAGGCAGCGUUACAUCAGCUCCUUUUUCCUGGUUAAGUUCCACCUUCUCCAAGAAGCCCAAUUACUUCCUUCCUUGGUGCUCUCUACUGACCACAGGACACAUGCUUCCUAUACCUCCCCCAAAGAUCCCCAUCUCCUGGUACUGAUGUUUUGUGUAAUCUCUUCCCCUUGAAUGAGCUAGAGCCACUGACUUCUAGUGCAAAGGAUACAAUACAGGUGAUGGGCAACACUUCCAUCUUGAUUGCAGACUCAAUAUUGUUGACUAUGAUGUAAAAUUUAAUUGGACAUUUCUCUCCCACCUGUCAAUUCCCAAAUAGCCAUUCAGAGGCUGAAUAUGAAUUUUAAAUGUUUGGUCAAUAACUCAGGCUUAUUACUAACUAGCUCUUACAUUUUAAGUCAACCCAUAUUCCUUAUUUACGCUCUGCCACAUUGUAGCACCUUUAUAUAAGCACGGCAUGUUCAUCUCCUGCUCCCUCUGCAUCUGGCUCACAACUCCUGACCCUGCCCUUCUCUUUCCCAUGAUCAUUGGUUUGGUUGCCCCACCUAUACUUCCUGCAUGGCUACUGGUCUAUCAGUAUUGUAGUAAACCAAUCUGAAUGACAAAUUACAGUGUACUAGAAGAUAUUCCACAGCAUGAAUGGCUUUCAGUCCAGAGUCAGUAUGGAUGUUCAAUUCAACAAGCAUGGGACAAAUUCAAUUUUGCCAACAGUGACAAUCAUCUAGAAAGUAGAUCCUGCCUGCUUUCAUUAGAAUCUUAACUGUGGCUUUGUGGAAUGCCCUGAAGCAGAGAAACUGAGACAAUACAAGCGAUCAUGGCCUACUUCAAGCCAGAGUGUGGGAACAACUUGUUACAGUGAUAGGUUAACUAACAUGGUGAGGCCAUUCAGAGCUGGUCUAUCUUCUCUCACAGUGAAUUACUAACUAAAUUACCUACCACAUUUUGUUGACGUGCUGGGAUUACAGGUGUGGGUCACCAUGCCAGGUCUUUUAGAGUACUGGGAUUGUGCCCAGAGUUUUAUGCACACUAGGUCAGUGCUCUACCAACAGAGCCACAUGCCCAGUCCUGAAAAUACUUUUCCACAUGUACUAUUUUCCUGUUUAUCAGUUGCAACCUGUAUCACCUAUCCACCCAUACUUCCUUAUCACCUUGCAACCUUUAUCACCUUGAAACAAAUUAUAAUUUGGAAGUAGAGAUACUUUUUUUUAAAUUUUUUCUGUAUUUUUUAAUGUGACCCUUGAGAAUCUUGCUGCUGUAGAAAACUUGCUUCCAUUUCACAGUGAGACCUUAGUACUUAGAGAUACUCUUAUAGACAUUAAACCUCAGUAAAUGUUA